CCUCCCAUUUCUCCCCCUCUUCUUUGAAGAGAUACUGUCAACGACGAAUUCCCGUAAAUUGUUGACAUAAAAUUUGGAAUCGUGUGCGCUUAUGUUCUCGGUCAGAUGUUUAGAAUGCAUAUCUUUCUAUGCUGUAUGACUGUCAACGCAUUUUAAACACUUGCCACAUUCAAUUUAUUUUGUCAUCGUCAUAAAUUAGUGCACGUAUCAAAUGUCGGUAAACAUGACACUUGUUUUCAUUGCCUGAAAUAUCAGGUAAGAGCAAGGUUCUUUAAUAUUAAGGUUUAACACAUUAUGAAUGGCGGUUGAAGGUACUGUACAUGUGAGUGAUGCCUUCAUCAGUAUCAAACAGAAGAGAAGACUUACUUAUGGAACAAUUCUUAUGUUUAAUUUAUGCACAGGACUUGGUUAUGCUAUAAUUUUUCCAACAAUAUGGAAUUACAUUCAUGAUUACUUGAAAGGAAAAUCCUACAUGUUAGGUAUUGUUAUAUCGGCAUACAGCUUUUCAUCAUUCUUUGCCAAUCCUUUGAUUGGUUGGUGGAGUGACCGAAGCUUAAACACAAGGUUGAUAUUAUUGGUAACCAUUUUAGGAGAAUUAAUUGGCAGUGUUCUGUAUUUUGUUGGAAUAAAUACAUGGAUCUUAGUUCUUGGAAGAUUGAUUGCAGGGACUGGAGCAGGUGGGGGUGCUGCUGUAUUAGCCGAUAUCACUCGCACAACGUCAGAGGAAGAAAGAACUCCAGUUCUUUCUAUAGUUAUAGCGUCCCGGCAGCUAGGUCUCAUAAUUGGCCCAGCUUUCAAUAUUUUUCUGUCACAAGUGGAUUUUCAUCUUUUUUCAUUCCCAGUUAAUAAAUAUACAUCUCCUGGGCUAUUUAUGGCUUUUAUUUGGUUGAUCCUUGAAGUGGUUGUUAUGUUUGCCUAUCAUAACCUCACUGUAUUGAAGGAUAAUGAGGAUGUGGAAAAACUCUUUGAAAAUUAUGAUUCCAUCAUAACUGGUAGUCUUCCUUAUAGUGAUGUCGAUAACUCUUCAUCUCUGGAAGUUGCCCUUGCAUCCUCUUAUCCACCAUAUUCAAGUUCUACAGUGGAAUCAGUAACAUCUGGAGUACUUGCAUCCAGUUCAUCACAACCCAAUUUACGAGUAGAAUGGUUUGAAGACAAUGUUGAUAGUAUCAGUUCUUUAAAGAAAGAAGAAAUAGAGACAAUAAAUUGCCAAAAGAUUGUUAUUGAUCCUAAUAAGUUGUCUCAGUACUAUGGACAGUUACCUUCUAACAGGCUGCGGAGGGGAGUAGAGCGUUCAGAGAGUGUGUCAGAUAGAAUGAUUGAAUCUGCUGAGCGGUUAAUUCAGAGUACUUCAGGUUCUUAUGCUAAUUAUGCACAACCAAAUGACUGUACUCAAAUUACACAAGACUCUCCUGAUAUUCGAGCAUCUAGUUCUAAUCCUAGCACACCAUUUUCAUCUAGACGUCCAUCUGUUCCCAAUGAAAGAACUAGUCUGUUAGGGCAUAUAAAACAGGAUUAUUUUAAAGAUGAAAUAGUAGUCUUGUUGGGAUUAGCAUUCAUAUCUUGCUUUUCACAAACUGUGCUGGAGACUGUUGUUACUCCUCUUGCACAGAAGUAUUAUCAUUUUAAUGAGAUGGAUAAUAGUUAUAUCUACUUAUUUGCUGGAAUAGAGGUGAUACUAGUAUUUUCAAUGAUCAAAUACAUCAGCCGGAAAAUAUCAGACAGAUGUCUUAUAAUAUUUGGACUGGUGAUUCUAUGUGUGGCAAUGGUUUUACCAGUCUUUUUUAUUCCAUCUGCAAUACCUGGCGAGACAAAAACUUUGCCCUUUUUCAUCAUCACAGUUGUGAUAGAUCUUAUAGGAAUUGCCAUCAUUGUUGUCUGUUCUUCAUCUUUACUGUCAAAACUAACCAGUGAAGACAGCCAAGCCUUAUUUCAGGGAUUCCGUAGGAGCAUGUGCAGUCUUGGUUGCAUAUUGGGCCCUUUGUGGGGUGGAGCUUUCUUGUUUGAUAUCAGACUACUUUUUUGUAUACCUCUGGCUGUAACUGCUGUGAUUACAGUGCUUUUCCUUGUUUCGUACAAAAAGCUAGAAGCUGAAAGGUUCGAACAGUGAUAACCUGCCUUUUGCACAUUCCUCACUUAGAAUUUUAAUCAUUUCAUCAAGUCCAUUUAGAUUUAUUUUAAUUUUUAUUUGUAUUUGAAAUUUUGUAUUUUAUUGUUAUUUUCUUUAAUAAAUUAUGAUAAGCACA
Molecule: messenger RNA, 2243 nt
Organism: Stegodyphus dumicola
Lineage: Eukaryota; Metazoa; Arthropoda; Arachnida; Araneae; Eresidae
Gene: Cln7
Product: CLN7/MFS domain-containing 8
Biological process (GO): transmembrane transport
Molecular function (GO): transmembrane transporter activity
Source: RefSeq, a predicted model, not a curated record